AUGCCGCUCGCGUGGGCCCAGCUGCGUCUUUCCGGUUCCGCCGGAGCGGCGCGGGCGGUGAGUGACGGAUCCCGGGUCCUUCCGUGGCGCCGAGGGCGGCGCGGCCCCGCCCGGCCCAUGGACCGGCACAAAGUGAAGCGGCAGCGUCUGGACCGGAUCUGCGAAGGCAUACGGCCUCCUAUAGUGAAUGGCCCAAUGCCAGCACGGCCACUGGUUGCACUCCUGGAUGGACGAGAUUGCACUGUGGAGAUGCCCAUCUUGAAGGAUGUUGCUACUGUGGCAUUUUGUGAUGCUCAGUCAACUCAGGAAAUCCAUGAAAAGGUGCUGAAUGAGGCAGUAGGAGCUCUGAUGUAUCACACCAUUACCCUUUCUCGUCAGGAUCUGGAGAAAUUCAAAGCCCUCAGGGUCAUUGUGCGUAUUGGCAGUGGCUAUGACAAUGUUGACAUCAAAUCUGCUGCAGAAUUAGGCAUUGCAGUUUGCAACAUCCCCUCCUCCUCAGUAGAGGAGACUGCUGACUCUACUCUCUGCCACAUCUUGAACCUCUAUCGCCGUGUUACUUGGCUACAUCAGGCUCUGCGGGAAGGGAAUCGAGCCUCAAGUGUAGAACAGAUUCGAGAGGUGGCUGGAGGUGCUGUGCGUAUCCGUGGGGAGACUUUGGGCAUCAUUGGACUGGGCCGAGUUGGACAGGCAGUGGCUCUGCGAGCCAAGUCCUUUGGCUUCAACGUGAUUUUCUAUGAUCCCUAUCUGCCGGAUGGAGUGGAGCGAUCCUUGGGUUUACAACGAGUAGGAACCCUGCAGGAUCUACUAAUGCACAGCGAUUGCAUCACAUUGCACUGCAGCCUGAAUGAACAUAACCAUCACCUCAUCAAUGACUUCACUAUUAAACAGAUGCGUCAGGGCUGCUUCUUAGUGAACACAGCCCGGGGAGGGCUGGUAGAUGAGAAAGCCUUAGCACAAGCCUUGAAAGAGGGGAGAAUCAGAGGAACAGCAUUGGAUGUGCAUGAGUCUGAGCCUUUCAGUUUCGCUCAGGGGCCGUUAAAAGAUGCACCCAAUGUUAUCUGCACCCCUCACACUGCCUGGUACAGUGAACAGGCUUCCAUUGAAUCCAGAGAGGACGCAGCUAGAGAGAUCCGCAGAGCUAUUACAGGUCACAUACCUGAUGCUUUGAGAAACUGUGUUAAUAAGGAGUACUUGCUGUUAGCAGCUCAGUGGUCCAAUAUUGAUCCUGCAACUGUCCACCCAGAACUCAAUGGAGCUGCAGCUUACAGGUUUCCUCCAGGAGUAGUGGGAGUAGCCAAUCCUGGGCUACCAGAACCACCAGUAGUGGAAGGGAUUGUAGCUCAUGGGAUCCCUCCUGUCUCUCAUUCUGCACCACGUACCCCUUCCCCGGGAGAGACAAGCAAACUGGAUGCAGAGAGAGAGAUUCCUGCUGACCAAUAGCAGUGUGUUUCUCUCCUCUCCUUUGACAGCAGAAAAAAGUAGGAGGGCAUCUCCUCCUAAGACAUUCUUUAACACCCUACAGACACUGUUUCCUGUUCACAUGGGACAGGAGAAUGCAUUUCAUUGCCGACAGACUUUAGCUCUUGCCUUUAUUUUGUAACCUUUUAGUUAUAAUUUCCUUAUGAAUCUUUCUCCUUCUCUGGGGCAUGGCAGCAGUGACCUUGCCUCCCCUUGGCUUAAUGAAUCAGUUCUCCCAUGUAUCUGCUUCAGUUGUCUGUGACAGGGAGCUGUCUUUGUGUGGUUGAAAAUUGAAGUGAAGCCACCUGAUCAGGGAUGGUCCUCGGUAUUCUGAACUUAAGUGUACACUUUUCAGUUGUGACUUGUAACUUAAAUUUAAUUUGGCUGAACCUCUUUAAGAGUAGCCAUGGAGAGUAUUAGAAAAAAAAUAUUAGUGAAUUGGAAAAGUUGUGGCUAUUGUCUUCAUUAUACCCUUGAUAGAAGGCAGCCAGGCUAAGCUCUGUUUGUUACUUUGUUUUAAUUAACAUUUCCUGUGAGAACAGGCAUAGUGCAGGCACUGUUAGUUCUUAACCAUACCAAGUUUUCUCUAUGCAGUUCUAGGCCUGAAGGUAAAAGUAACAGUGUCAAAGCCAGCCUUUUAAAUAGUUUGGGAUGGAUUAAAAUGUAAUCAAAUAUAUUUGGGUGGCCACCCUGUUUGUGAGGCUUCAGAAUUGUUCACCCUGGUGUCUAUAACUUGGAGAAGGUAAGAAAAUGGAGAAAUAGGAAAAGCAUGCACUGAGAGACAGUGAGGAGCAAUAAUGUGCAGCUGCAGUUGCUGGUUCCUCACACACAAGUACCUCGUAGUCUGUGGCAGUGUUUAUCUACAAGGGAUCCAUCACACUAGAAUUCUAAGCUUUAAGAUAGAGGGUUUUUUUCCUUUUUGCAUAAUUGCAUCAGCUAGAAGUAGUAUCCUGCUUAUCUGUGCUAGUGGAGAAGGCAGCUUUUGACAGUCAGGAGAAAGUUUUUUCACCCAGAAGGCAGCUGAGAACUAGAACAGACUCCCCAGGGAGGCUGGCACAGCACUAAGCCCAUCUGAGUUCAAGAAGUUUUUGGACAAUGCUUUCAGGUCCAUGUUGGGAUUCUUGGUGUGUCCUGUGCAAGGCCAGGAGUUGGACUCCAUGAUCCUGAUAGGUCCCUUCCAACUCAGCAUAUUCUAUGAUAUACUGCGUCUCUAUGGCAGGGCAGGGCAGCAGAGCAAUGCAAGACAGCAGUUUGUUUUACAAGAAUAGGCUUUGUGAAACUAAAAGGAGAACUGAUACUCUCAGUUUUUUACCUGAAGCCAAGGCAGAAUUGUUGCUGGCAAGUCUUCUCCAUUUCACAAAUAAUUGAAUAUGAAUCGCUUCUUUGAGGGAUGUGGAGUCUUCAGCAAAAGAGGUUCCCCAGGAGUAGAUUUUUCUUUAAUUCCAUGUCUUCCUUUAAUUUAAUCUUGUUACACUUCAGUUAUAGCCUUUCCAUGCACAAGAUGUAA
Molecule: messenger RNA, 2965 nt
Organism: Hirundo rustica (Barn swallow)
Lineage: Eukaryota; Metazoa; Chordata; Aves; Passeriformes; Hirundinidae
Product: C-terminal-binding protein 2-like
Molecular function (GO): transcription corepressor activity; NAD binding; oxidoreductase activity, acting on the CH-OH group of donors, NAD or NADP as acceptor
Source: RefSeq, a predicted model, not a curated record